Staurois parvus is the source of this 1138-nucleotide messenger RNA. NCBI's taxonomy places the organism in Eukaryota, Metazoa, Chordata, Amphibia, Anura, Ranidae. The record is from the annotation of a GenBank genome assembly.
AGUGUAUGGAUGGAGAGGAGAGGAGUGACCCCCCAGGGGCGACAGAGCCACCACAACUACACUGUGUGUACCUGCACCAGCCUGGAGGGACCCCUCAGUCUUCUCCACAUAUGGAUGAGGGCAGCCCAGGGAGCAGUGGUGCGGACACCCCCCCAGGAGGAGACUUCAGCCUGUCCUUGGUGGACACAAACCUGCCGGCUGAAGCAGAACCUGAACUCAGGAACUUCAUGGCAAAACGUCUCUCCCGGGGAGCCAUGUUUGAAGGGAUGGGUAACGUGGCUUCUGUGGACCUCAGCAACCCGGAGUGCUCCUUGGGCUGUUACUAUUGUCUGAUCCAGCAGAUGGGAAAUCCUGAGCCAGGAUCACCGUCCUCCGAGCACGUCGUGUGCUUCCUGGGGGGCUCAGAGAAAGGCCUGGACCUAUAUCCUUCCAGCAAUUCCAAUCUUCUGGUGGGAAGGGAAGUGGAAGAUUGGCUGAUGGGUGACCUGGACUCCGACAUCCGGCCUCACCUGAGCAGCUGGUUUGAGGUCUCCAUAUUGCCGAUACAGCGGAUAGUGAGCGUUUUCCAGGAGAAGCUGGCCUACCUGUUACAUGCGGCUCUCAGCUACACUACAGUGGAGGUGACCAACUCUGACGAGAGGACGAAGAACGACAUCAACAGGUUCCUGACUCAGCCAGUCUGCAGGGUUUGGUACAGGAGGGCACAGGACAAUGGCAUCUCUAUGCAUCGCCAUGACUGAGAGACACCAAUCUACAGUCACUGUGGACUCUUCAGAGAGGGACAGCCAGAGCUGUGGGAAUGCAGUCAGCAAUCGCUUCUGUGAGGAUUGGAUGCAAUUAGGACUUCAUCACACUGCUCUGACGCUGGAAGCCCCUUCUUGUUCCGCCAGAAACUGGAGAACUUCAAGUUGAGCAAGCCAUCCAGGACAUGAACAAUCUGAAGCGUCUGAUUCGCCAGGCAGAGAGCAGUCACCACGCCCUUUUCCGCUGUUACAACUUCCUGAAGAAUUGUGGCAAUGGGGACAUCCUGUUACAGAUGGUGAAGGUGGAGCACACUGAGAUGCCGGAAGCCAGCAGUGUGGUCACCGUCCUGGAGGAGUUCAUCCAGGAGGAAGGUCUCUCUGUACAUAGCUCCUGA